CGGAGGGACGGGCAGAGUCAGCAUCACUGGGGCUCUGCUGAGGAGGAAUGAGAGCGAGUCGCUAUUCCCUCCUGUCUCUCUGCGUCUCUGUCUGUCUGUCUGUCUCUCUCUGUUUGUCUCCCCCCUCUGUUCGUCUCUUCUCCCCUCUCUAAUUUUCUCCCGUCCUGGCUGCAAUGUGGCUGUCUCUGCAGUGAAAGUGCUGGCUGCUGCUGGAUUCUCCUUGAGUGAACCCUGACUGUGCGCAGUGAGCGUUUGCCGCUCUGCCUGCUGUCCUGUUCACACUGACUCAGCUGUGCAGGCAGCCGGCCGGCCUCUGAGAGGGGAACACCGGCUGCAGGGGCAGAGUCUCAGAGUGCUGAGGGGGCUGGCAGGCAGGUUCACCUCCCCCCAGGACUAUACAGCACUGUAGGUGCAUCAUUGGGACGUGCCUCCUUCGGGGUUGAAACACCCAGACUGCAGCUUUCGUAUUUAAUCCAGGCUGUGUCAAAGCAAAGGGAUAUUCUUCUAUCCAAAGCCCGGGCUGGAUCCUGCAGCAGCUUUUAUUUUGGAGCACAUCUGGUGGUCAUGGAGGUCCAGUGGGUUGGGGUUGAAACCCCAAGGCUGGGCCCUCCGCAUACAGCCAUCAGCGUGAUAUUCUCGAUCCUCCUCGGCUUGCGGUACACACAGGCUCUAGAGAUGUCUGUGGGGAAGAUCACCCACAUGGAGGCAGUGAAUGGCAGUACUGUCAUUUUACCCUGCACAUACGCCAGCUGUAUCGGCAUCAAGGACCUCUACUUCAACUGGCAGUUCAACGAAAACGGCACCAUGCAGAAGGUGUGUGAUUCAAUUAUAGUAUCAGAGGGAGUGGUGCCAGAUGUGAAAAUAUAUCGAGAGCGAGUGGAGUUUGUGGGGAUGAAUGACCACAACAACAUCUCUAUCAUGCUUUGGAACAUCACCUUCGAGGAUGCAGGCGAGUACACGUGUUUUGGACGAAACCCCAAAGAGAAGGGCAGGAACCACAGCGCUGUCUUCACCCUGUACGUGGUGGACGAGUUGAGGGUGGUUGACAACACGCUGGCCACCAUGAUAGCCUCAGCUGUUGGUGGAGCCAUUGCACUGUUAAUGGGCUUCAUGCUGCUGAAGAACUUCACCCUCUUUGUUCUUGCCAAACUUGAAGAGAAAAAUAAAGAGUGCCUUGUAACUUCAUCAGGGAUCGACAACACAGAAAACGGCCUCUCAGGAUCCAAAGCUGAUUCAAAACCGACACCAAAAAAGAAAUGA
Notolabrus celidotus (New Zealand spotty) is the source of this 1260-nucleotide messenger RNA. RefSeq names its product sodium channel, voltage-gated, type IV, beta b (gene scn4bb). Gene Ontology annotation, biological process: regulation of sodium ion transmembrane transporter activity; cardiac muscle cell action potential involved in contraction; regulation of ventricular cardiac muscle cell membrane repolarization. Lineage: Eukaryota; Metazoa; Chordata; Actinopteri; Labriformes; Labridae. The transcript has 6 exons. The record is from RefSeq and is a predicted model, not a curated record. Gene Ontology annotation, cellular component: membrane; voltage-gated sodium channel complex. Gene Ontology annotation, molecular function: sodium channel regulator activity; transmembrane transporter binding. The coding region runs from base 565 to 1260 and encodes 231 amino acids.